CCCAUCUAUCAUCUACAGCCAUCAUGAUUGCUGCCUCUUGGACUAGCUUGCUGGCUUCCGGCGAAUUGCAGCGCUCCUCACACGUACUGUCUGUCGUGCGCGGAACUGGAUACAUAUUCGGCGGAGAGCUAUUGCCUCGUCAGCCACGUGAUAAUCACGUUUACAGGCUACACUCAAAAUAUCAUGCCGCCCAGUUAGUUCUGGAGACAAAAGGCACUUCUGCUUCACCAUCUCCUCGCGUUGGUACGGCUUCCGCUACGCUUAAUGGCAAGGUCUAUCUCUUCUCAGGACGUGGCGGAGAAGCCAUGGCCCCUGUCGAAGAGCAUGGUGCUGUAUGGAUGCUGGACCCAUCGAACAUGAAGUGGACGUCACUUUUGCCGUCGGACUCCUCGAAGCCGUUCCCGCCAGCUCGAAGUUACCAUUGCUCCACAAGCAACAACAGGGAUAGGAUCUUCGUGCACGCUGGUUGUCCGGAAUCUGGGCGUCUCGCAGACCUGUGGUCUUUCGAGCCAUCGGGUUGUACAUGGACGCGGCUUGCUAAUGCCCCUGGUCCUGCUCGAGGUGGAGCUUCUAUUGCAUUUUAUGGGGGCUUGCUGUAUAGGAUGAAUGGGUUUGAUGGCAAGGUAGAGCAGGGUGGUAGCCUCGACAUCUUCGACCCAGAAAGUAAUACUUGGUCCACGAAGUACUACGCUGCAGAUAACAUCUCAGGGCCUGCUCCAAGGAGUGUAGCUGCUACCCUUCCCGUCGUUGCAAGUGGGAAGCCUCUCCUCGUGACGCUGUUUGGCGAAAGUGAUCCUAGUUCGCUAGGACAUCAGGGGGCAGGUAAGAUGCUCGGGGACGUCUGGGCAUACGAUAUUGCUUCGGGAGCUUGGUCUGAGGUCGACACGAAAGCUCCCAGCACGUCCUGCAGACCCUCCCCUAGAGGAUGGUUCGAUGCAGACGUGGUGGACCAGUCAGCAAUUUUGGUGUCGGGUGGUCUGGGGGAGGAGAACAAUCGGCUUAAUGAUGCUUGGUUGCUUCAAUUCUGAGGUUGUCGCGAACCAUUCUCCGCGGAAAGAACCUGGCAAUAGCCUCUUUGCUGUAAGAAAUAGCUUAGUGGUUCAUAUCAUCCGUGGUCAUAAAACGUUUCCUCCAGGCCUAUAUCUGGGGGGCUGAAUGCCCCAUGCUCUAAAUUUGAUCAAGUCAUCAACGGAUCGUCAAUAGGUGAAAGUUGGUGGUGUCAUCGUUGAGCCUAUCUAUAAAAUGUUAGUUUCCUGUCGCCAGCUCUACGUGAGACAGCAACACGGCAGGAGGAUUACGUUCUUGCCCCUACUGCAUCCCCUUAGUGAGGAGAACCACUGCCGACCCUUAGCACAUCCACUCUGGGCUGUGGGGCUAAUCGGCACAUUCCAGAGCCC
Molecule: messenger RNA, 1397 nt
Organism: Pseudogymnoascus verrucosus
Lineage: Eukaryota; Fungi; Ascomycota; Leotiomycetes; Thelebolales; Thelebolaceae
Exons: 2
Coding region: 24-1028 (334 amino acids)
Molecular function (GO): protein binding
Source: RefSeq, a predicted model, not a curated record